AUGCCGGACUUGAUGACGUGUGCCGGCGGAUACAAGAACCCGCCGGCGAUCGCCCGCAGACUCGAAUGUCUGCCGGUGGUAUCAAGGACGGGCCUGGACGUAAAGCAAGUGAAUCCGGGAUUUACAAGAAGAAAGGACGGCGCAAGCACAACAUCCUGUGCAAGUCUCGGUCUGGGACCGAGACUCUUCAAGGAAGAUGGAGUUGGAGAAUCCUCCGACAUAGACGUUGGAGUUGAUCUCGCUUCCAGUCAUGAGAUGGAAGCGCUUCGCGAAGAAUAUGCACGAUGGACGCAUCAUACAAUUAUGCAUUCUUUCGUUUCACGAAAGAGCGGCAAGCGAAGCGAAGGAGUUGAAGCACUCUUCACUGGAAACCCCACUGAGACACUCAGUGGCAAGACGAAGCAGGAACGGUUCGACGAACACAGUUGCAAGAUUCUGCGAGAGCACAUGGAUCGGCUCUCGGACGAGACUCCCGCGGAGUUUCCACAGGAUGCAAGGCUACAACACGAGAUUGAUCUCAAGUAUCCUGAUGCGACAGUGGCUACUGUCGCAGGAGCAAGCAAGGUGCGCGACUUCGCACCGAGCUGCUUCUACAUGAUAUUCAUUCACAGCCGGGCUGUGGACGGGGAGAAGAAACGCACACGGAAAUAG
Messenger RNA from Phytophthora megakarya, 651 nucleotides. Lineage: Eukaryota; Oomycota; Peronosporomycetes; Peronosporales; Peronosporaceae. The record is from the annotation of a GenBank genome assembly.